Molecule: messenger RNA, 1484 nt
Organism: Vigna umbellata (rice bean)
Lineage: Eukaryota; Viridiplantae; Streptophyta; Magnoliopsida; Fabales; Fabaceae
Product: homeobox-leucine zipper protein HAT3-like
Biological process (GO): regulation of DNA-templated transcription
Cellular component (GO): nucleus
Molecular function (GO): sequence-specific DNA binding; DNA-binding transcription factor activity, RNA polymerase II-specific
Source: RefSeq, a predicted model, not a curated record
UCUCUCUCUCUCUCUCUAUAUAUAUCUAUAGAUAUAUACACACACUUCUGUGUUCUGUUCUUUUCCUGUUCUUCAAAAAGCUUCCUCACUGCCACUAAAGUCUACCCCAUUUGCUAAUCUUUUCUACACAGUCCAAAAUCAAAGAAAAGUCUUCACUUUGACACAACAAUGGCUGAAAAAGAUGAUGGGUUGGGGUUGGGGUUGAGUCUGAGAUGGGGAGAAAAUGAUGAUAAUAACAUGAAUGAACAACACCCUUUCAAAAUGCACAAACCUCCUCAACCUGUUCCAAACCAAAGGGCUUCUUCUUUCAAUAGUUUGUUCCAUUUCCAUGGUGCCUCUCAUGUGACCAAUCGAAGCUCUGAGCCACUACCGUUCUUCUUUGGAAUAGACGUCAACUUGCCACCACCAUCGGUGGCACCAUGCUACGAGGAGAACGGUGUGUCUUCGCCGAACAGUGCAGUUUCGAGCAUCAGUGCGAAGAGGAACGAAAGAGAGGAGAAUGAGAGAGGGUCAUGUUCUCGAGGAGGAAGCGAAGAUGAUGAUGGCGGAGGGUGUGUUGAUGCCGAUGGCGACACGUCGAGGAAGAAACUGAGGUUGUUGAAAGAUCAGGCCUUGGUGCUUGAAGAAACAUUCAAGGAACAUAACACUCUGAAUCCUAAACAAAAGCAAGCUUUGGCAAAGCAGUUGAAUCUGAGUCCUAGACAGGUUGAAGUGUGGUUUCAAAACAGAAGAGCAAGGACCAAGCUGAAGCAGACUGAAGUGGAUUGUGAAUACUUAAAGAGGUGCUAUGAGAAUCUAACGGAUGACAAUAGGAGGCUACAGAAGGAAGUGCAAGAGCUAAGAGCAUUGAAGUUUUCCCCACAGCUCUACAUGCACAUGAACCCUCCAACCACUCUUACAAUGUGCCCUUCCUGUGAGCGUGUUGCUGUCUCAUCUGCAUCCUCCUCAUCGGCCUCCAUGCCUUCUGUGCCGCCUUCAGACAAUCACAACCCAUUAGGCCCUACCAUCCGGCGGCCAGUGCCUGUCAACCCUUGGGCCGCGAUGUCAAUUCAGCACCGUCCCCCACCAUAAUUUAUGACUCCUGGCUGUGGUGGUAGGGUAAAGAUCAGGAUUGAAGCUAAGACAUUUUUAGGUGGUAGACAGAAAUGAAUCAACAGAAUAGAUGUUAGAUGUUGGUUACUUGCUAGGUAUUGAGGUUGGGAAAUUCUAUUUGCUCCCUUAUUUUUUUGUUGCACUUUCCUUUCUUAUUUAUAUUCCAAAAAUUAAUUUCUAGAAUGCACAAUAUUGUUCUAGAAAUUAGUUUUUGGAUUGUAUAAAUACAGUUUUGAAAAUACAUUCCAAAAACUAAUUUCCAGAAUGUAAAAAAAGGUGGGGAUUGUAAAGAGGAAAAAGGGAAGCAAAUGGAAUCAUCAUGGUUUUGGCUAUGAACUCUUUUUGUCUAGGCUUAUUUUAUUUUGAGCCUGAAUAGAACAUGCUUUAGUGAA